This is a messenger RNA of Trichomonas vaginalis G3, 717 nucleotides long. RefSeq names its product threonine-type endopeptidase protein. Gene Ontology annotation, biological process: ubiquitin-dependent protein catabolic process. The transcript has a single exon. Bases 1 to 717 code for a protein of 238 amino acids. Gene Ontology annotation, cellular component: proteasome core complex, alpha-subunit complex; proteasome core complex; nucleus. NCBI's taxonomy places the organism in Eukaryota, Parabasalia, Trichomonadida, Trichomonadidae. The record is from RefSeq and is a predicted model, not a curated record.
AUGUCAUAUGAUCGAGCUUUAACUCGAUUUAGCUCAGAUGGAAGAUUAUUUCAAAUAGAAUAUGCAGCUGCGGCUGCUCAUAAUGGUACCACAGUUCUUGCUAUCCAAGCUCCGGGAAUUAUUGUCGCAGCGAUUGAAAAGCGGGAUAUGAUGAAACUUCAAAAACAAGAUUCUUCAAACAAUAUGUGCCUACUCGAUAAGCAUAUAUUAUGUGCAUUUACUGGCUUGCCAGCAGAUGCUCGUGUAUUAGUCGAAAAAGCUCAAUUCGAAGCACAAUCGUAUCGCCUUACAUUUGAAGACGCAAUACCAAUAGAAAAUAUAGCAAGAUAUAUUGCAACUGUACAAUUAACGUACACUCAAAGCGGUGGCGUUCGACCGUUUGGUGUAACUACUUUAAUUUGCGGUUUUGAUCCUUUGGAUAAACCACAUAUAUAUGAAACAUUGCCAAGUGGUAUACUUAGUGAAUGGAAAGCAAGAGGAAUUGGACGCUUUGGUCAUCCAGUACAAGAAUACAUUGAAAAGUACUACGUCGAUAAUUUAUCGGAAGAUGAUGUAAAACGUAUUACAAUUGGUUCUCUUAGAGAAAUUGCUGAUUGCAGACCGAAAAAUAUGGAGGUCGCGAUUAUGAAACCAAAUUCGCCUGUUGUAUACAUGAGCCCAGAAGAGAUUGCUGGAAUAGUUAAGGGAAUUGACAAACCUGAUAAUGUCAAUCUCUAA